Messenger RNA from Paramecium tetraurelia, 1290 nucleotides. RefSeq lists its product as uncharacterized. Lineage: Eukaryota; Ciliophora; Oligohymenophorea; Peniculida; Parameciidae. Gene Ontology annotation, molecular function: (S)-2-hydroxy-acid oxidase activity; (S)-2-hydroxyglutarate dehydrogenase activity. The record is from RefSeq and is a predicted model, not a curated record. The transcript is spliced from 2 exons.
AUGAUAUCAUUUGAUAUUGCUGUUAUAGGAGGAGGUGUAGUAGGAGGAAUGUUAACAAGAACGUUAUCAGCAAGAUAUCCUAAUCAUAAAAUUGGACUCUUUGAAAAGGAAUCAGGUUUAGGAUUGCACACAUCAACUAGAAAUAGUGCUGUUUUGCAUGCUGGAUUCUAUUAUGCAUCAAACACUGUUAAAGCAUCAUUAUGUAGAGAAGGAAACAAGACCUUAACUUAAUAUUGCUUAGAUCAUAAAGUAAAUCUCAGGAAGACAGGAAAAUUCUUGGUAGCCAGGAAUUCAGUUGAGAAUGAGAGAUUAGCCUAAAUUAAGAAGCAAGGCGAUAUUAAUGGUGUGGAAUUGGAGCUUAUGGAAGUAGACAGGGCAUUAAAGAUAGAAAAGUAUCUUAAAGUUAAUGAUAAAAACUUUUAAUUCUUAUAUUCACCAACUACAAGUGUUGCUGAUAAUAAAGGGUUAAUGAAGAGUAUUCAUGAAGAUCUUAAAUAGUGUAAGAAUGUCCAAGUAUUUACAAAUCAUAAAUAUACUGAUUUAAUUGAAAAUAAAGAUUAAUAAACAUUAUUUAAUGUGUUAAAAAUGCCGAAUGAAAAAUAAUUAGUUUCAGCCAAAUACUUUAUAAAUGCAGGUGGAUUAUAUGCUGACGUAAUUGCUAAACAAUUUAAUUUUUGUAACAAAUAUGUUAUUUGGCCAUUUAAAGGGAGCUAUCUUAUAAACAAUAGGCCUAUUCCAGAAGCAAAUGCUAUUAUUUAUCCUGUUCCACCCUUAGCUGGGAACUACUUUUUAGGAAUUCAUACAACGUUAACUACUGAUGGUCAUUUAAAAAUUGGCCCUUCUAUCUUCCCUGCAUUAUGGAGAGAAUAAUAUAAUUGGAAAGAUAAUUUUGUUUUUUCAGAGUUUUCACAAAUUUUGAGUUUGAAUGUUUAAAAUGUAUUAUCCAAAGAUAUGAAAUUCUAUGCUUAGAGCCUCUUAAAUGAAUUAAAGAAGAUCAACAAAACUUAUAUGAUUAAAGAAGCCAAAAAGCUCACCACUUAACUUGAUCAAAUUCCAGAAAAUCAAUUGCAUGAAUACUUUGACAGGGGUAAACCAGGAAUCAGAUCAUAGUUGUUUGAUACCGAAUAAAGAAAAAUGGAAUAAGAUUUUAUUUUUGAACAUGACAAGAAUUCUUUUCACUUAUUGAAUGUAGCAUCCCCUGGGUGGACAUGCUCAAUACCAAUGUCAGAAUAUAUAUGUGAUAUUAUUUCUAAAAAUAAUUAUAUUUGAAUGUUUAGCACAUCGAUAAAA